AGCACGCACCAAAUUAUUUUCUCCUAAACAACUUUGCAUUUUUUUUUUUUUUUUUUUCGGUUUAAAUUUUUUCAGAAUCUAUACGAAAUUGGAACUCCACAGUGAUCACAAGCAAUCUCUAAUAAUCUGAAAAUUAAAAAAUGGGGUUGUUCAAAUUCUACAAUCUCAAUCCCAUUUACAGAAGCUACAUAUCAAGAUUUCACACUCGCAAUCACAAGAAUCGUAUAAUUCAAGCAUUCGGUUCUUCUGAAUUCUACGAUCACCGUCCAUUGGGGAGACUCUCAGAAAGCCCUAAUUACAGGAUUUCGAAGAGAUGGCACGUAGGUCAUUCUCACCAUCACCACCAACAUGAUCGCUCUAGCGAGGAAGCCGAGAAGAUAUUCUGGUUGGGACUCGCCGCCGACAUUGGCUUGGCCGCUGGAAAGUCAUUGACCGGUUAUCUUUCCGGCAGCACCGCUAUUAUUGCCGACGCCGCCCAUUCUAUCUCCGAUGUGGUUCUUAGUGGUGUUGCUUUGUUGUCAUUCAGAGCUGCAAGGGUUCCCAAGGACAAAGAACACCCAUAUGGACAUGGUAAAUUUGAGACUUUAGGAGCCCUUGGGAUUUCUGUUAUGCUUUUGGGAACAGCUGGAGGUAUUGCAUGGCAUGCUUUAGAUCUGUUGCUGGGAUUGUUGUCAGCAUCUCCUGAAAUAGUAAAUCAGUCAUUAGGUCAUGGGCACAUGCAUAACCAUCAUCAUGGCGGGCAUCAUCAUGGAAUUGACAUGGAUCACCCUGUCCUAGCUUUGAAUAUGACUAUAAUAUCAAUAUCCGUUAAAGAAGGGCUAUACUGGAUAACCAAGAGAGCAGGGGAAAGGGAAGGCAGUGGAUUGAUGAAAGCAAAUGCUUGGCAUCAUCGUGCAGAUGCUGUUUCCUCGUUUGUUGCUCUCAUUGGGGUUGGAGGAUCUAUUCUUGGUGUGAAGUUUCUAGAUCCCCUUGCGGGAAUUGUUGUCUCGGGCAUGAUUCUAAAAGCUGGACUUGAAACAGGUUACCAGAGUGUAUUGGAACUAGUGGAUGCAGCUGUCCCAUCGCAACAGUUGGAUCUCUAUAAACAAACAAUUCUACAAGUUGAAGGAGUGAAGGGCUGCAAUCAUCUGAGGGGAAGAAAAGCCGGUUCCUCUCUCUAUCUUGAUGUAAAUAUUGAGGUAGAUCCUUUCUCAAGUGUUAGUGCGGCUCAUGAAGUUGGUGAGAAUGUUCAUCAUGUAAUUCAGAAGUUACACCCUGAAGUAGCUGAAGUCUUCAUACACAUAGAUCCUGCAAUUUCACUUUUCUCGGCUGAUACAAAGGACCAACAAGGGAAUAUGAUGGAAACAGAUUGGAGGAAUAGGAAUCUUUCAUCAGAGCACAAGGAUAUUGAAGAUAUCGUUUCCAAUAUAUUAUCAUCAAAAUUCUCAGAGAAAAUGGUUCUUGAGCGCAUAACUCACCACUUGUUUCCGGACAAGAUUUUACUUCAAGUUGAAGUCUCUAUGCCCCCUGACAUUUUAAUUCGAGAUGCAAUAAAGGUAGCGGAAGAAGCAGAAAGAGAGAUUUCAAAGGCAGCCCCUGAUGCUGUCGUGGUCUGUAUUCAACUGCGACUAGGGCGUACAAUCCCACAGUUAACAUGAUUAAUUU
This is a messenger RNA of Camellia sinensis, 1644 nucleotides long. RefSeq names its product Cation efflux family protein. Gene Ontology annotation, molecular function: monoatomic cation transmembrane transporter activity. The record is from RefSeq and is a predicted model, not a curated record. Gene Ontology annotation, cellular component: membrane. NCBI's taxonomy places the organism in Eukaryota, Viridiplantae, Streptophyta, Magnoliopsida, Ericales, Theaceae. Gene Ontology annotation, biological process: monoatomic cation transport; transmembrane transport.